Molecule: messenger RNA, 177 nt
Organism: Puccinia triticina
Lineage: Eukaryota; Fungi; Basidiomycota; Pucciniomycetes; Pucciniales; Pucciniaceae
Exons: 2
Coding region: 1-177 (58 amino acids)
Source: RefSeq, a predicted model, not a curated record
AUGGCCACACCGAGCGCUGGACCGGACGAUGCGGAUAAUGGAUCCAAGCAGUCAUUCUUGGAACUCGCCCGACGAACCCAGGCGGCGCGAAAUCUAAUCAUCAAAUCUAGGGCCAAGAUAGAAAGGCAUCAAUCCGAAGAGGCUUACCUCAAAAAGCCGCUGAGCAGCACAGUGUAG